AUAAAAAUGGAAUAUUGUGCAGGACGAGUAGCUCUAGUGGUUGGAGCUAGCGCUGGAAUUGGUGCUGUUAUAUCUCAAGAUCUAGUUAAAGCUGGUAUGAAAGUGGUUGGUUGCGCUCGAAGAGUUGAAAAUAUUCAAGAAUUGGCAGAUUCUCUGCGCCAAGAGAGAGGGAAGCUGUAUCCAGUCAAGUGUGAUUUGGAAGUGGAAGACGACAUUCAUCAACUUUUCAAAACUAUAGAAGAGAAUGAGGAAUUGGGUCGGAUAGAUGUUUGUAUCUACAAUGCUGGUGUUUCAACAAGUAAAGGUCUUGUUGAUGAAACAAUGAAAAAUUGGAGGAAAAUGAUGGACGUUAAUUUCUUUGGAGCCUGCCUGUGUACACAGAAAAGUAUUGAUGUGAUGAGGAAGCUUGAAAUUAAUCACGGUCAAAUCAUCUUCAUCAACUCACUUGCUGGACAUAAUGUUGUCGACUUCAAGACAACAAGGUUCUACUCCGCCACCAAGUAUGCAAUGACAGCACUCUGUGAGGGCUGGAGACAGGAACUAAGGGAGCUGGGUGCAACUAUUAGAAUAUCUCAGAUUAGCCCAGGAUAUGUAGAAUCUGAUUUUUGGGACACAAUGUUUAAAGAUGAUAAGGCGCUUGGAGAAGCAAUGAAGCCAGCCAGUGGCUUGCAGGCGUCUGAUAUCUCUGCUACUGUACAGCAUAUUCUAUCUACACCUCUUCACAUGAUUAUCAGUGAUGUUAUUGUACGCCCUGUAAACCACCCUAUUAAAUUAAGAAUGGAUCGGUGGGUAGGACGUGUUGCGUUAGUGACUGGAGCAAGUGCAGGAAUUGGAGCUUCAAUAGCAGAAGUCCUUGUAAAAGCUGGUAUGAAGGUAGUUGGAUGUGGAAGACGCUUGGAAAACAUUGAGAAGCUUUCUGCAUCUCUUUCAAAUUAUUCUGGAAAGCUUUAUGGGCGACAAUGUGACUUAGAGAAGGAAGAAGAUAUUAAGGACAUGUUUACCUGGAUUGAAAAUAAUCAGGAACUUGGGCAUAUUGAUGUGUGUGUAAACAAUGCUGGGUUCUCAACUUCAGAAACUUUGAGCACUGAACAAUAUCAAAACUGGAGAAAGAUGCUUAAUGUUAAUGUAUUAGGGCUAUGUCUCUGCACUCAGCUUAGUUUGCAGUCAAUGAAGAAGAACAACAUAGAUGAUGGGCAUGUGAUCAUGAUAAACUCAAUUUCCGGACAUAGAGUCCCACCAAAUCCGUCAACCAGGUUUUAUUCAGCAACUAAGUUUGCUGUAACUGCGCUCACAGAAGGCUGGCGACAGGAAGUAAGAGAUCUAAAAUCCAACAUCAGGAUCUCUGCUUUAAGUCCAGGACUGGUUGAGACUGAGUUUCAAAGCUCAAUGUACCCGCAUGAUCCAGAGAAAGCAAGGUCCAUUUUGGGUAGCAUAAAACCACUACAGAGUGAAGAUAUGUCAUCUGCUGUGGAGUUUAUUUUGUCGGCUCCAGCCCAUAUGCAGGUUCAUGACCUGAUAGUUCGCCCUACUCAACAACCAUUCUAACCAUCCUACUAUACAACCAUUCUACCCAUCCUACUUAACAACCAUUCUAACCAUCCUACUAUACAACCAUUCUAACAAUCCUAAUCAACAACCAUUCAAACCAUCCUACUUAACCAUUCUACCCAUCCUACUUAACCAUUCUAACCAUCCUACUUAACAACCGUUCUAACCAUCCUACUCAACAACCGUUUUGACCAUCCUACUUAACAACUAAUCUAACCAUCCUACUGAACAACCAUUCUAACAAUCCUACUCAACAACCAUUAAAACCAUCCUACUAUAUAACCAUUCUACCCAUCUUAUUUAACCAUUCUAACCAUCCUACUCAACAACGGUUCUAACCUUCUACUUGACAACAGUUCUAACAAUCCUAUUCAACAAUUGUUAUAAUAAUCCUACUAAACAGCCAUUCUAACUGUCCUACUCAACUACUUUUAACUACUUCAGUGGUCUCGCAGUUCAACUUUUAAACUUGUUAAAAUAAUUGUUCACUUGUUAAUUCAAAUUAUUUUUCCUCCAUUGUAUAUUUUUAAAUAAAAAUUAUAAGAGAUGAAUUCCGAAUUCAAUUGUUUAUAAUAAUAAUUAAAAUCGCAAUUUCUACAUUCUCUUAAAGGUAUGCAAUAUUUGCAUUGCAAAUAUACACAUAUGAAUUUA
Eurytemora carolleeae is the source of this 2199-nucleotide messenger RNA. RefSeq lists its product as uncharacterized. The transcript has 17 exons. Lineage: Eukaryota; Metazoa; Arthropoda; Copepoda; Calanoida; Temoridae. The record is from RefSeq and is a predicted model, not a curated record. Bases 7 to 1545 code for a protein of 512 amino acids. Gene Ontology annotation, molecular function: oxidoreductase activity.